CUCUCUUACUCAACUCUCAACCUCAAGCAAUGUCGCAGUCGCCAUUGGCGCCAGCGCGCGGACGCAAGUCGCUGUCGGCGUUUGCGCGCCCGCCAUCCCAGCUCUCGAGGUCGCACUCGACGCGGGAUCUCGAGGAGAGCCCAGAACCACCAUCACCUUCCCCGCUCACGCCGUCCAAGGCUGCGAACCGCGAGAAGCGGCGCGACAGCGCCGUCUUUGACCGCCGCGAGAGCAGUCGGCGCGAGAGCAACGUGUUUGAUCGCCGUGAGAGCAACAUAUUCGCCACCCCCAAGCAGCGUGACACGUCGCCUGCGAGAUACAAGAGCACUGGCGUCGGCGGCGACUCGACCCCCACACAGGGCUUACCCACCGGCUUACUCCACACACCCACGCGCACACCUGCACGCCUUAUCCACUCGCCAUUCGCCUACACCCCGCCAACGUCGCUUAGCAGGAGCUCCACCAUCCCUUUCGAUAUGGCGGGUAACGCUCGUGCCGCGAAGAAGGCUGAGGUGGAGGCUCGGCUCCGCGCCGAGGCGGACGCCAUGCCUAAGCAGCCCAAGCAGCGUCUUGUGCGCCGCAAGUCGCUGUUUAAACGUGCUUUUGAAUCGCCCAUGAAUCUGAUCGACGCCGCAAUCUUCAACAUCCCCACUAGCGUCGAGGAGAUUCUUCCUCCCGCCAGAUUCGCCAACCCUAUCGCCUUGUUCCUCGGAACGGUGCACUGGCUGCUUCUUGCUCCUCUGUCAAGCGGCCGCACAGAGGAAGCCACAAUUCUUCGCUCGACGCCGUACAACCGCGUCGAUGAUCGCUGGGGACGUUACGACGAGGAGAAGCCCGCACGCCGUGGUCUUGCUGGAGCCCGUCUCGCUGCGACUGUCACCGUCCUCUUGUUCGCUCUGUCUGUCGCCAACGCUGCCUGGCUUUUCACCAGGUUCAGGACAUAUGACAUGCAGCUCCGCUCGGGAAACGACCCCGUUCCAUCGCCCAAUGCUUCGCCAAUCCCUUCCCCCACAAAGGCUGGUGUCCCCGCCGAGGAGAAGGAGGAGCAUGUAGCUGAAAGGGACGACGCGCCUCGCAAUGAGACCUUCACUGCAAAGUGUGCCCGCAUUGCGCUCCGCUCACUCGUCAUCUUCCUCAAGUGGUCCUACCACGCUCUGCUUUCUACGUUCGGCUUCCGCCAGCCCGCGACCAGUGCGAGAGGCGGCAACAACGACCGCAUUCAGUCCCUGCGCGUCUGGGAUCCGCCUGACUUCUGCCUCGCCUUUUUCUGCGCCCUUCCUCCAUCUACCCCUAUCAUUGCGUACCUCCUCACCACCCUUCACCCCUUCAUCACCCCCCUCCUCAGCGUCGCAACGGCGUUCCUCCUCUCGCACCUCGCGGCCUCAUUCGCCCAGUUAGUCAAGGACCGCAUGCUCCUGUCCGCCGAGGUCAUGCGCGAGUACGACCGCCGCUUCGUCUACAAACGCGUCUUUGCCUCCAUGGUCGACCGUGGUGUCGGCACUACCAGCGACCGUGGGUUACUGGGCUAUGUCCUGGACAAUCAGGAGUAGCUGACGGGGAAAUCCAGCAUGAACAAUUAAAACAUUCAGCAUAGAGUGGACACACUACGUAGGUAGAGUGGACACUGGCCUUUCACACAACACAAUGUCGCAUGCAAUAUUACAUCAC
Vanrija pseudolonga is the source of this 1668-nucleotide messenger RNA. RefSeq names its product Meiotically up-regulated protein (gene mug154). NCBI's taxonomy places the organism in Eukaryota, Fungi, Basidiomycota, Tremellomycetes, Trichosporonales, Trichosporonaceae. The transcript is spliced from 6 exons. Bases 30 to 1550 code for a protein of 506 amino acids. The record is from RefSeq and is a predicted model, not a curated record. Gene Ontology annotation, biological process: maintenance of rDNA; regulation of exit from mitosis.